AUGGGGGGAAGGACUAAAUCCCCUGGGCAAACGUUGCUCACUGCUUUGCCAUUCUCCUCCGAGAUCAUGUCUUAUAAAGUGCCCGGCGACUUCAAAUUCCCGGAACAAGCCACCUUUGACGGAUCCGGAGACCCACGCGAGCAUCUGCUCAGUUAUCAGGCCAAGAUGCAAGUCUUAGGAGUCCGAGACCCGGUAAUGUGUCGCGCCUUCUUGCCCACGCUAAAAGGCUCGGCACAAAGAUGGUUAGUGGCGCUGCCUCCGGGAUCGAUUCACAAUUUCGAGGAGCUGGUCGAUCGCUUCAUGAGCCAUUAUGCGGCCAACAUCAAACCACAGAAGGAUUUGACUCAUCUGGGAGACGUCCACCAAGAAGAAGGUGAGUCCUUGAAAACCUACUUGGUUCGAUGGCAAAAGGAGAUCCAGUAUAUCGAGGAGGUCGAAGACCAGACCGCACUCACUUUCUUCAUCGAGUCCUUGCGAUCCGGGCAGUUAUACCAGGAUCUGCGGGAUAAUCGCCCGGCCACCUACGCGGAAGCCAUAGAUAUGGCUAAUAAGAGGGCUAACACGGAGCAGACCAUGAAGCAUAAACGGCAGCGUGAGGUCGGAGGAUCCGCCGGUGGAAAGAGGACCCGUGCGGAAACCAAGGAAAGACGCCCGGAAGGGGCUCGGCGACCCGAAGGUAGGCGUCCCUAUGACAAGCCUAUUGUCCAUCCCUAUAGGACGGUUCCUCAACACCCGGUACACGAGGUACAAGCGGUCGCUCCACCUCCGCCCCCACCGACUGACGAUCGCGUUACUAACGAAGAGACAGGUAAGAACUCUAAGUACUGCCGCUAUCACAAAUCUUACACUCACAGCACGGAAGAGUGCUUUUACUUGAAAAAGAUCAUGGAAGGAAUCAUCCAACAAGGGACCCCGCCUCCUAAUCAGUGGAGGCGGAGGUCGGCGGCACGGGAGGACAGUGACCCCGCAGUCGCCGCCGAGAGCAGUCGCGGCAAGCAGCUCGUGACCGAGGAAGAUGAGGCCCAACACCAGAAAGGCCUGGCCUGGGCUCGACAGUUGUAUGUUGGUACAGUAUAUGGGGGCGAAGAAGGUUCGAAGAAAGUGUGCCGGGAGCCUAUCAUGUUCACUGACAAAGACCUACCCACGGGGAAGACACCGCAUCGAGAUGCCCUGGUCAUAGCGAUGGACGUAAAUGGGGUAGUCGUUCGAUGA
Molecule: messenger RNA, 1212 nt
Organism: Ipomoea nil (Japanese morning glory)
Lineage: Eukaryota; Viridiplantae; Streptophyta; Magnoliopsida; Solanales; Convolvulaceae
Exons: 1
Coding region: 1-1212 (403 amino acids)
Source: RefSeq, a predicted model, not a curated record